This is a messenger RNA of Syngnathus acus (greater pipefish), 4871 nucleotides long. RefSeq names its product protocadherin-17-like. Bases 1115 to 4390 code for a protein of 1091 amino acids. Gene Ontology annotation, molecular function: calcium ion binding. Gene Ontology annotation, cellular component: plasma membrane. The record is from RefSeq and is a predicted model, not a curated record. NCBI's taxonomy places the organism in Eukaryota, Metazoa, Chordata, Actinopteri, Syngnathiformes, Syngnathidae. Gene Ontology annotation, biological process: homophilic cell-cell adhesion. The transcript is spliced from 4 exons.
UUCAAGCCAUCCAUGUGCUCCACCUUAGACGGCGAGAUCUGUCACCGCUCACUCACCGGAGCUGCGAAGGGAGCACUAAAGUGCGCGCACGGAAGGCGCGUGAGUGUGCGGCAAAGAGGAGGGAGGCAGAAAGAAAGAAAGACGCAAGAGGAGGAGGGGAGCAGCUUUCAACAGUUGAGGAGGAGACGCGACUCAUUCUGAUUAUCUUCAAUCAUAUCGCACCUUAUUUUCCUCUCUCUCGCUUACCGACUCGCUCUCGUCUUCCUCCGCCGUGCAACAGAUAAGCGUGGCGUCUGAUGGAUGCAAACAGGAGCGCCUUCGAAUCAGACUGGAUUACGGGAUUAGCGGACUGAUUAGUGGACCACAAAAAAAGGGAAAGGGGGGAAAGAAAAAGUGGCCGUUGUGAGUGUUCCUUUGCGAAAGGAGCACACAAAAGGUUGCGCCGGAGGAAGGGGAGGGCGAAGCGAGCGGCUGCAGCCCCGCUCUUUUGCUCCGUGCACUUUACUGGAGGAGGCACACACAGUCAGGCAGGCAGGCAGCCCCCCUAUGCAACAGUGUGCCGCACCGGAGACUAAAGUCACAAUGCACCGGCGGUGGUAACGCGGAGCGAUGGUGCAUUUUGGAGCUUUGCAGAGAGCAGAUGUCGCAUGAGGGCAAUGCGCCUUUUUGUCUUUUUUUCUUCUCCUCCUCCUUUUUUCUUCUUCCUAUUGAAAGAGAAGCUCUAACCUUCACCAUGCUUUAACCUUGGACGCAGAGGGGAAUAUUAAUACUUUAUUCUCAUCGAUUAUUCAUUGUGGGAGCCCCCGCUGAGAGGGGAAACAAAGCAUUCCAAUGUUGAAUUUGAUCUUUAAUUCAUGCACCGGGUGUCGUCGGGCGGUCAUCUUUGUUUACAGAAAGAGUUCAUCAUCGCGGAGCGGCAUGUGAGAGAGCUAAUGCCCAUUAAAAGGGGUUCACAAAUCGAUUUGAUAUCCAAUUAGCCCGGCAGCAACAUGCCAGCUUUGGAUACAGUCCACUAAAGGUUUGGUGGAAUAAUCAACAGGUUGAAAGUCAAGGUUUUUUUUUUUUUUUCUUUUUCUUCCUCCUGUGUGCCAGUACCGCAUAUCCAACAGAAGGGAUGCGUCUCUCUGUUCCCAUCUUCCUUCUGCUGUGGGUUAAAGCCCUGACAUUGAAAAACCUUAGUUAUUCCGUCCCAGAGGAGCAAGGACCCGGCACUGUCAUAGGUAAUAUCGCAAAAGACGGCGGAUAUGGGACCCUGGAGAGAGGGAAAAAAUCCAACUUCAGAGUGCUGGAGAAUUCCGCACCGCACCUGGUGGACGUCGACCCGGAGAGUGGACUUAUUUUCACCAAACAAAGGAUUGACAGGGAGACGUUAUGCAGGCGGAACCCAAAGUGCCAGCUCUCCAUGGAGGUGUUCGCCAAUGAUAAGGAAAUAUGCAUGAUCAAGAUCGACAUACAGGACAUCAAUGACAACUUGCCCAGUUUCCCCUCAGAUCACAUUAACAUCGACAUCUCGGAGAAUGCAGCGGCGGGAACACGCUUCCCUCUGACUAUUGCACAUGACUUGGAUACCGGGGAGAACGGGAUCAAGACUUAUCAGGUCACCAGAGAUGAUUACAAUACAUUCUCGCUGGAUUUAAAAGUAAGAGGGGACGGGACUAUUUAUCCAGAGCUGGUGGUUCAGCGACCUCUGGAUCGGGAAGACCAGAGCCAUCACACCCUCCUCCUCACCGCCAUCGAUGGGGGGGAGUAUCCGAGAUCAGGCUCCAUGCAAAUCAAUGUCAGGGUGACUGAUUCGAAUGACAAUAGCCCCAUUUUCGAGAAAUCCUCCUAUGUGCUGGAACUGCCGGAGAAUUCCCCGCCUGGAAAAGUACUUAUAGAUUUGAACGCCACCGACCAUGAUGAGGGAAGCAACGGACAGGUGGUUUACUCUUUCACAGGAUAUGCAUCUGAGCGAAUACAAGAUUUGUUCUCGAUAGAUCCCAAUAGCGGAGUCAUAAAAGUCCAGGGGGAAAUUGAUUUUGAGGAGAAUCCCAUCAUAGAAUUUGAUGUGCAAGCCAAGGAUCUCGGGCCGAACCCCAUACCGGGCCAUGCGAAAAUUACUGUCAAAGUGCUUGACAAAAAUGACAACUCACCAAUAAUCAGUUUUGUUUCUGUGAGGCAGGGUGCCAUCAGUGAGGCGGCACCCUCUGAAUCUGUCAUCGCGCUUGUCAGAGUGACAGAUAAAGAUUCCGGACGAAAUGGUCAGCUCCAGUGCCGCGUGCUGGGGAACGUUCCUUUCCGACUACAGGAGAACAAUGACAAUUUUUACACGCUGCUCACCGACAGACCUUUGGACCGGGAGACCAAGGACGAAUAUAACGUCACGAUCAUGGCCAGAGACAACGGAAUCCCCUCUUUGAACUACACCAAGUCCUUCACUGUGAAAAUCUUGGACGAGAACGACAAUGCGCCUCGCUUCACAAAAGUCGUUUAUGUGCUACAGGUGCCCGAGAACAACAUUCCGGGCGAGUAUCUGGGCUCCGUGCUGGCCCAUGACCCGGACGUAGGCCGCAACGGCACUGUAACCUACUCCAUCAUGCCCUCGCAUAUCGGCGAGGUGUCCGUUUAUACGUACGUUUCCGUUAACCCCACAAAUGGAGCCAUAUACGCGUCACGCUCUUUUAACUAUGAGCAAACAAAAUCAUUUGAGUUCAAAGUUCAGGCUAAAGACGGAGGGUCCCCUCACAUGGAGAGCACCGCCACCGUCAGGGUCAACAUCCUUGACGUCAACGACAAUCUCCCAGUGAUCAUUUUACCGCUCCUUCAAAAUGACACGGCGGAAAUCCCAGUGCCUCGGAACGUGGGUAUCGGCUACAUUGUGGCUACGGUGAAAGCGGUGGACCACGAUCACGGAGACAGUGGACACUUGACGUACGAGAUCACAGAGGGGAACGAUGACCACCUGUUUGACAUGGAUCCUAUAAGAGGCGAAGUUAGGACAACCCACGCCCUGUGGGAAGAAGUCUCUCCCACGGUUGAGCUGGUGGUUAAGGUAACCGACCACGGCAAGCCGCCCUUAUCCGCUGUGGCUAAGCUGGUCAUCAAGGCCAAUACGGAAGCGGCAUCAGGUGGCGGCGGUGGCUCUGGAGUGAGCGGCGAGCAGCAGCACUGGGAUGUAUCCCUGCCUCUCAUCGUUACCCUCUGCAUUAUCUCUGUCAUGCUCUUAGCUGUCAUGACGGCCAUCGCCGUCAAGUCCAAGCAUCAAGAUAAAGAGAGCGGGAAUUAUAACUGCCACAUGCCCGAGUACUCCAAUCCUCCGGUGGGGAAGGGCAAGAAGAAGCGGAUCAACAAGAGUGACAUCAUGCUGGUGCAAAGCGAGAUGGAGGAGAGAGAUUCGGCAAGCCGCAUGAAUGUGGUGAGCAGCCCCUCGCUCAUAACUUCGCCUAUAUGCUUCGACUACCAGAGCCCCCUGCCGCUCACGCUGCCCAGAUCUGAGGUCAUGUAUCUGAAGACAACACCGAACAGCCUGACGGUACCGAGGGCAGGUUGCCACUCCAGCUUUGCCGGGCUAAGCACAGACGCGCCGGCAAACAGGAUGUCAGUGAUACAGACAGAAAACUUCCCCUCCGAGCCCAAUUAUGCUGGCAGCAGGCAGCCGUUUGUUCAAAGUUCUACAUUUAAGGAUGCAGAACGAGCAAGCCUCCGAGACAGUGGCCAUGGUGAUAGUGACCAGGCUGAUAGUGACCAGGAUACUAAUCGAGGCUCCCAGUGUGACACGUCUGGCAGGGAGGCCCUCAAGAUGAAAGCCACAUCAGUUAAUGGGCAGCCUUUCGAGCAGGAACAAGACAAAUCAGUCCACUGCACCGAUGAGUGUCGUGCACUGGGACACUCUGACAGAUGCUGGAUGCCAAAGUUACGGAUCGGAAGCCAAGCAGACAGUGGCGAUAAUCGCACCAACCUUUUCAUCCCCGUGGGGAUGGAUGCCAUGGUAGAGACAGAGAUUUAUGGCACCAUCAGCCGCGGCAGUCGCAAAACCCUCAGUACCUUCGGGAAGGAGCAGCGGGACGGCACCGUCCUCGUGGCCAACGUCAAGCCCUACUUAAAGUCGCAGCGCGCGCCUUGCCUGCCCCUGCAGGAGAGUCCGCCGGCGCCCGGAAGCCCCACCAAGAGCGGGCCGGCCCUGGACUCGGCCGAGCGAGAGGUGAAGGAGGAGCGGGAGGGGGGCUCAGACAGCAGUGCCUACGGCCCGCCGGACGGCCAGUGCUCCCCGCUGCACACCGCGCUGGAGGAGCCCUCCUACCUGACCCGCGAGCUCCGCCCUAAGGCGCUGUCCAGCAGCCUCAUUCACAGCGCCGUCAUCAGCCAGGAGUGCGGCAUGUCCGAGUACGAGCAGCGGGACUCGGGGAACUAAUGCGGCCGGCCAACGCCCGCAAGUGUGUGAUUGGGGCCCAUUUUGGGUUUUUUCUUGUUUGUUUCUUUGGGGUCCAAACAUUGUAUAACCAAAAAUCAUCUGCUUUGUGUCUUUCUUUGUUUGUUUUUUUUACUCGAUGACUUGUAGGGAUGGGCAACUGAGUGCUUUUCCGUGAUUUAUGAUGGAGAAAAAUAAUGAUCAAUUAAUCGAUUAAUUUUUUUAUUUUUUAAUAGAAUCUCUUUCUGAAUGUUCUGGACUACUGUUGCCAUGCCAGUGUUCUAGGGGAGAAUUUGGGCCAUGCAAGGACGUAGCCAACGUCAUAUGGUACUUCUUGAGGCAUUUAAUGGGUGCAGCUCAAGGAAUCAGUAUAUUGUUGAAAAGUUCAUUAUUGUAGUUCGUAAAGUUACAGGAUGACAAUAGCAGAAAGCUAAAGUAAAUCCAAAACUCAACAUCUCAAGAAAUUAAAAUACAGUAUUAUUGC